AAUUUCUCUCCCCGAGCCCUGCAAUAAAGCGCCAAGGUAAAGCUUCUACCUUGGCUCCAUUUUUACCCCCUCUUCAAUCCCGAAUCCAUCACCCACUUUCACUCCACCUCUCUGCGAUACCACUCUGUAUUCGUCCUCUGACGAAGCCUUUCAGGAUACCCUUUGCUUUUGUUUCUAGUCUUGGUUCAAGUGAGCCUCCAAAAUGAGGCUAUAGAAGGAGGAGGAGGGAUGAUUGAGGAAUCGGACCAACCAUGCAUCAAGAUCCCUCACUUGAGCCAAGGCUCGUGGGCUCCUUGCUAAAAAUCCUUCUUAAACGAAAGUCGACUUAAAUUUGUAUUUGGGAUACUCUGGACAUGAACUAGGCUUGAAGUAAACGCAUUGAACUCUUGUUCAGUUUGAGAUGUUAGGUAUCAUUGUGGUCAGUGAGGGAUGGCGAGUAAUGGUACUGCAAAGAUCCCUAUCAAUAAUGAUAAUGAAGGUUCAGAAGCCGCCAUUGAGAUAAAGAUUAAAACAUUGGACUCACAAAUUUAUACUCUCAAAGUGGAUAAACAGAUGCCAGUUCCUGCUUUGAAGGAACAAAUUGCUUCUGUGACUGGAGUGUUGUCAGAGCGGCAGCGCUUAAUUUGCCGAGGAAAAGUUUUGAAGGAUGAUCAACUCCUUUCUGCCUAUCACGUUGAAGAUGGUCAUACCUUACAUCUGGUUGUGAGGCAACCUGAUCUACCUGGGAGUUUGCCCAAUCAAUCAGCAACUGAUCCACAUUCAAGCACAAACAAUAGUCACAGUAAUCAAAUAGCUCCUGGCGUUUUUAUUGAAACUUUUAAUGUGCCUGUUCAGGGAGAUGGGGUUCCUCCAGAAGUUAAUAGGAUUAUUUCUGCUAUUCUAGGAUCUAUUGGAAUUUCAAAUUUUCCAAGUGGUGGUGAAGGGAUUGAUGUCAGGGGACAUGAUUCCCGAGGGCUUGGGAGAACAUCAGGUUCUAGUGGUAUAUCAGAUUCAUUUCAUUCUCCACCUGAACAAGCUGGUUUGCGGAAUUCAUCUGAUAGAUUGCGUAAUGCAUUCGGACUUCCGACGGCAGCUUCCUCUUUGGGAUCAUUACAGCCUCCUGUCAUUCCUGAUUCUUUGACAACUUUAUCUCAGUACGUGACUCAUCUAAGGCAUGAAUUUGAAGCCAUCGCGAGAGAAGGGGGAAAUUGUGCCCAAGCAGCUGAAGCUCAUAGGAAUGAAUCAUCAAUUUCUUCUUCACCUUCAGGUUCUACAUCACAAGGGCUUUUGUCACCUGCGUACUUGGCAGAAGUGUUGCAUUCUACCAGACGGAUGUUCAUUGAACAGGCUAAUGAGUGCUUACUUCAACUUGCAACACAACUUGAGAAUCAAGCAAAUGUAACUGAUCCCCCGUUGCGGUCAAACACUCAGUCUAGGGCUUGGAGGACUGGAGUUCUGUUUUACAAUCUUGGUGCGUUUUUACUCGAGCUUGGUCGUACGACCAUGGCAUUACGUUUGGGUCAUGCACCGUCUGAAGCUGUAGCUAAUGGCGGACCAGCGGUUUUUAUAUCCUCAUCUGGUCCUAACCAUAUUAUGGUUCAGCCUCUUCCUUUUCAACCUGGGGCAAGCUUUGCCCCUGCCCCUGCCCCUGCCCCUGCCCCUGUCCCUGUUGGAGCCGUGCAGUCCCCUUCUGGUUUAGGUAGCGGACUUGGUUCAAGUUUCUACCCAAGGCGUAUAGAUAUUCAAAUACGGCGAGGUACAUCAACAUCCUCAGCUAAUGUCAACAGAGAAGAAAAUGGGGAUGCACAAUCUGCCACAGUACAAAGAAAUCCUGUUGAAAUUUCUGUUAAUCAAACAAGCUCUAGACUUCCAGAGGAUUUAUCUUUUGGUGGGGAGUCAGGAGUACGGAUAGUGCCAAUUAGAACCAUGGUUGCAGCAGUACCUAGCCACUUAGGUCGCAACCCUUCAGAAUCUUCUGCUAAUUCUAUAGGUCUUUACUAUCCUGUUAUCGGGAGAUUUCAGCAUGCACCUUCUGGACAUGGGAAUAGUGACUCAGGAUCUCAGUCUGCAGGUCAGCAUCAUGCUUCGGGUUUUCAUGCAGUGCAACAGUCAACGCCUGAAUCUACUGGGCAAAGGCAAAGCAUGGAUGAUCCUGCAAGAAAUGGAUCUUCAUCGAUUCCUACCUUAAGACAGGAACCAUCUAAUACCCGCAGGGUGAACAUCAAUAUUCUGACGGCUGGUGGACUCCAGAACAACCAAGAAUCUGAGAGGCAGAUACCCAAUAAUGUACUUCAAUUUAUAAGAACACUUUUUCCUGGUGGUGAAGUUCAUGUUGAAGAUUCUAGUUCACAGGGAACGACUGGUGUUCCUACCUCAGAUCAUGCUGGACCAUCAACAGGUGCUGCUCGUGCCCCAGAGUCAGAGCCCAGAGCUAGUGAGGAAGGCCUAUUUUUGUCUAACUUGCUACGUGAGGUCAUGCCUCUCAUAUCACAAGCAGGGUCUGGAACGCAUGGAACUCCUCAAGGUGAAAAUGCUUCAGACAAUCAAACAGCUUCUGAUUCUUCCACCCAGGUUGGGAUGUCACGCAGACAAAGUGAUUCUGAGCCAAGCCCUCCAAAUCCUAAACGCCAAAAGAGGGAGUGAUAUAUAUGAUCAGUGAUAAGGUGCAAUCUGAUUGUGGAAGAUUUGGAUCAAAGCAAGCAGGAUUCAUGGCUGAUAUAUUAAAUUGUCAAAUUAAGAUUAUGUGCUUGUCCAGUUAUUUCCUCAAGAAUGAUAUGACUUUGUCCAGAUGCAGGCAAUCUUUAGGAAGUUUAUGUACCUUGAUUGUGAUGUCAUCUUGUACAAUAUGGGGCAUUGGAUCUGAGCUUCACAUAAUUUUCUUUGAAAGCAAUGGAAUGUAUAAUUAUGCUCAA
Neltuma alba is the source of this 2891-nucleotide messenger RNA. Its product is annotated as ubiquitin-like domain-containing protein CIP73. The record is from RefSeq and is a predicted model, not a curated record. The transcript is spliced from 17 exons. Gene Ontology annotation, biological process: ERAD pathway. The coding region runs from base 430 to 2622 and encodes 730 amino acids. NCBI's taxonomy places the organism in Eukaryota, Viridiplantae, Streptophyta, Magnoliopsida, Fabales, Fabaceae. Gene Ontology annotation, molecular function: misfolded protein binding; polyubiquitin modification-dependent protein binding. Gene Ontology annotation, cellular component: BAT3 complex.